Molecule: messenger RNA, 1105 nt
Organism: Sycon ciliatum
Lineage: Eukaryota; Metazoa; Porifera; Calcarea; Leucosolenida; Sycettidae
Product: glutamine amidotransferase-like class 1 domain-containing protein 1
Exons: 1
Coding region: 62-718 (218 amino acids)
Cellular component (GO): cytoplasm
Molecular function (GO): glyoxalase III activity
Source: RefSeq, a predicted model, not a curated record
UGUAAAAGUUAGUUGGUAUGGAAUGAGUUGGUGAAAACCAUUGUCACUUUUGAAUGUGAAAAUGGCAACAAAGCCGAACUGCUUGAUCGUUGCGAGUGCGUCGGCUGAGGGCGUCUCCGCGAGGUCAUUCGUCAACUCGUUUACCCUCACGACGUCAGCCUUCAAUGUGCAGCUUGCGACGCCUUCGGGUCAGGCUGUUGAAUAUAUAAAUGUGGACGAAAGCAGUAAGAGAUGGCUGACGGACUUUGCUAGCAAGCCGUACUCUACCCCAGCCAAGCUGGAGAAUUGUGACCCGAGCCGCUACUCAGUUCUGCUCAUUCCCAGUGGUCCCGGCGCGGUGUUUGAUCUGGCCACUGACCAGUCACUGGCACACAUCAUCACACAGUUUGUGGCGGAGCAGAAGCCGAUCUGCGCCGUCGGCAUGGGCGUGUGCGCCCUCUGCUGCGCCAUGGAUCCGGAAAGUCGCUGGCGGCUGAAGGGCUACUCGCUGACGGCACCGCCGACGAUGGAGCUGGCAAAGCAGGUUCUGUUUCCCAAGCUGCCGCUGUUGCCGGAGGAUUUCAUUCGUGAGCAGGGCGGCAGUUUCAGCUCGAACUUCACCGACGGCAACCACGUGGUGAUCGAUCGGCACGUCAUAACCGGGCAGAAUGACCUGUCGACGCUGACCGCCGUGCAAAACCUGAUCCUCCUAGGAAACGCGAGGCAAGCGAAAAAGUGAGCCGCCGGUAUCCUGAUCCCGAACCUUAGCGCUCCAUUACACCAUCCCGACAGUAACAACAAUGAAAGGACAUAUCGAUUCACAAAUUCACGAAUCCAAUCUCGCACUGAAUACCUUAUGUACAUAAAAAAAAGUUCAUCUUGCACCAAUAUGUGCGUCUUGCACCAUUUCAAUAUAUUCUAGGAUAUUGAUUUUUUUAAUUUUAUUAUUAUCUUUUGCCCUUCAUGACAACUGUGUGAUCCUUUAGACAUUUUCUGAUCUUGAUCCUACAGCAGCUGGUUUGCUGUUUGUUAUUCCUUUUUCCUUCCUUUUUUUUUAGAGAUAUCCUGCUGAGAGCAGGUGCAACACUGUUGGAUUGAAAUACAGUCGGCUAGUGAUGAGAAUGUA